Messenger RNA from Macrosiphum euphorbiae (potato aphid), 396 nucleotides. The record is from the annotation of a GenBank genome assembly. Lineage: Eukaryota; Metazoa; Arthropoda; Insecta; Hemiptera; Aphididae.
AUGCCUGAGCUAGAAGAAUAUGUGGUGGAUGUCGUACACUACACAAGUGGCUUCAUUGUAAGAAAGAUCCAAAAAAAUAAGGCACUUUGUAAGACAUGUGAUUCAUUUCUAACAGUUGAUGAUAAUAACAAUCAAAAUUCUUCAAAGUUGUUUCAGCUAAAAAAUAGAGGGAAAUUAAUAAACGUAUCUUCCGAUGUUCACAAAACAUGUUUAGUGACAGAAUAUAUAAUUAGAAUAUGUAAUGAAGAUUUAUUGAGGAAAAAAAAUAUUAAAUUAAUAUUAUCUUUAAAAGCAUUGAAUGAAUUGAGCUCUGACAACACCAUAUUCAAUUCAAAAGAAAUAAAAGAGAACAUAUUGCAACAAGAUCUGUUAGAUAAUCACCGUAGCCAGUACUAA